AUGCGAAAACAGAGGUUUGCGAGUAACGAAACUGCUGCGAAACCGACGUCUACUACGCCAACUCAAAAACGUAAAUUUAAACUCGGUAAAUUUCUGUUCCAAAUAACACUUUUAAGCGGCUUAACUUAUGGUGGAGCUGUGUAUUAUUCUCUAAAAAAUGUUAAAUUUCGAGAAAAUUUUACUGAACACAUUUAUGGAGCAAAACAGGUAGUAGAUUAUGUAGAUGAUCUUCAAAGGCAGGGUGUUUUUUAUGAUAUGAAAAAGAAAGUGUGGCAAAUAGGCAAUAAAUACAUUAAUCUGCCUGAACUACCUGAAGAUAAAUUAAAAACCUCUGAUAUAUCCGAAUUGGCCAAUCAAGGAAAUCCAAUCAUUCGUAAACUUUCCGAUACACUUAAAGAACUUGAUACUAUCAUGGUAAAACACGACCUAAAAAAUGCCGGCGGGAAAAUUUUAUCACGAGCAAAAGAUGAGUUAGGUGAGCUCAGUAAUCAAAUUGAUCAGCUUAAGGCCGAUGAACAGGUUUUGUUGCAAAAAAAAUUAGAAGAACAGAAAGAAAAAUACGAUCAAAUUAUUGCCAAAUAUGAAAAUUCAAUGGAACAACAAGUUAAUGAUAAAGAAAUUGCUCUAAAACAACAAUUUGAUCAAGAGAAACGUGAAUUGUACGAACAUCAUUAUGAACAGCUCAACGCUGAGCUUUCACGUCAAGCAUCAGAACACGAUAAAGAAUUAAAAAACGAACUUGUUCGACAGGCUGUUGACAUGCAACGUCGAUGGGUAAAAGACGUAAUGAUUAUGGUUGAAAAAGAACGUCAUGGGCGUCUAGCAAAAUUAGAUUAUAUCAAUAAGCGCAUCAAAACGCUUGAACGCUUUUGCAUAGAUAACACCGAAAAUUUAGACGCUAGUGUCAAAAUACAUCGUUUAUGGUGCGCAUUGAAAUCACUACAAAAUAUAGUUGAUCAACCUCACAGAACUCCGUUUAUCGAACAGAUUGUUGCAAUGCGCCGUUAUUUUUCAACUGAUGAAGUGGUGUCAGCUGUAUUGUCUACAAUUGAUGAUUCAGUUGCCAUCAAUGGUAUUGAUUCCAUUUCAGAUUUGUCAAAACGAUUUAACACCGUAAGAGAGGAAGUUAGACGUGCUUCUUUAGUUCCUGAAGACGGUGGUGUAUUUUCUCAUCUAUUAUCUUUUGUAUUAUCUAAAAUAUUGUUUCGUAAACACGGACUCGUGGAUGGGAAUGAUGUGGAAGCGAUACUGGCCCGGGUCCAAUAUUAUCUUAACAAAAAUGAUUUGGAUACUGCAGCAAGAGAGUUGAAUCAAUUAGAAGGUUGGCCAAAAAAAUUGGCUAAUGAUUGGAUUAUAUCUGCUAGAAAUCAUUUAGAAGUUAAACAAGCGAUUGAGGUAAUUGAGACGCAAGCUACAUUGUCCUGUCUGUCCAUAGCAUAA
Messenger RNA from Dentiscutata heterogama, 1440 nucleotides. Lineage: Eukaryota; Fungi; Glomeromycota; Glomeromycetes; Diversisporales; Gigasporaceae. The record is from the annotation of a GenBank genome assembly.